AUGGCUUGUGAUACCAAUCCCAAACUCGCGGUUUUGAUUGACGCCAAAAAUGCGCAAUACUCUGUCAUUGGAAUGAUUCUCACAGAGAUCGCAAAAUAUGGCACAGCUCAUGUAAAGCGGGCCUAUGGAGACUGGACCGAUCAGAGGAUGGAAACCUGGAAGAAGGAGCUACAUAAUCAGUCUAUCGAGCCCAUCCAGCAGUUUGCGUACACAUAUGGCAAAAAUUCAAGCGAUUCUGCAUUGAUUAUCAACGCGAUGGACCUUUUGUACUCGAGCCACCUCGAUGGAUUCUGUCUUGUCUCUAGCGACAGUGACUUUACUCCAUUAGUCACUCGAUUACGUAAUUCUGGACUGAAGGUGUAUGGAUUUGGGGAGCACAAGACGCCCGAAGCUUUUGUCAAUGCGUGCGAUAAAUUCGUCUUUACGGAAGACUUUGUGUACCCUUCGAGGCUUGCGCACCAUUCACGUAGGGCUGAAACUCCCGAGAGCCCUAAAUCAGUCCAAAAAGUCCAAAAAGAUGAUCGCCCAGAUAUUCACCAGCGGAAGACAGCAGAUAGUUCUCUCGAUAACCGUGGAUGGGCGAAGCUGUCUGAUGUGAGGGAGCAUCUCACAACACAACACCCGGACUUCAACAUUUCCACACAUGGUUACUCGAAGCUCAGCAGGCUAUUAUCAGAUUUGCCUGAUUUCGAUAUCGAACCUCGUUCCUCUCAAGCAGACAAACCCCCAGAACUUUUUGUACGAAAGCGGGGAAUCUCUACUGGAUCUGCGCAAGUGUGA
This is a messenger RNA of Penicillium nucicola, 780 nucleotides long. RefSeq names its product NYN domain-containing protein. The record is from RefSeq and is a predicted model, not a curated record. NCBI's taxonomy places the organism in Eukaryota, Fungi, Ascomycota, Eurotiomycetes, Eurotiales, Aspergillaceae. Gene Ontology annotation, molecular function: RNA nuclease activity. The transcript has a single exon. The coding region runs from base 1 to 780 and encodes 259 amino acids.